AUGGUGCUAGCUUUGGACUUUAAUGGAGGGUAUGUUGCUGCUGCAAGCCCAGCUCUCUACAGAAAGGGUGUUGGUUGUGGAGGUUGCUUUCAGAUAAUGUGUAUAGGACUCCAAAUUAUGCAGAAGAAAGGAGUUACAGUAGUCCUGACAGACCUUGACCUUAACAAGAAGAACAUCCAAACUGAUUUCAUUCUGAGCAAGAAAGGCUUUCAUGGCUUUGGUAAGACCUGGAAGUGGAAGACAGUAGCCAGAAACCAAAACAAUUUGGCUGUCAAUUUCUACCAGGGUGGUCAGACUGAUAUUUUGACUGUGGAUGUCGCUCAGGUUGGAACUUCAUACUUGAAGUUCAUGACAAGAAGUGCAUACAGUGCCAUUUGGAACACAAGCAAUGCGCCAGCCGGAGCACUCCAGUUCCGUGUGGUAGUGAUUGGUUGCUUCGAGGCUGCUUGGAUCUUUACCAGAGAAACCCUACCGGCCAACUGGAAAAUUGGAUCAGUGUAUGAGUUUGGUGUCCAGAUAAUUGAGAUUGCUCAAGAAGAGUGCUCAACCUGUGAUACAAAAGAAUGGAAAUGA
Molecule: messenger RNA, 573 nt
Organism: Dioscorea cayenensis subsp. rotundata (Guinea yam)
Lineage: Eukaryota; Viridiplantae; Streptophyta; Magnoliopsida; Dioscoreales; Dioscoreaceae
Product: expansin-like A2
Exons: 4
Coding region: 1-573 (190 amino acids)
Source: RefSeq, a predicted model, not a curated record